AUGCUCUCAAAUGUCACCACCCUCUCAGACGAUGAGCCUUCCCACGAGAUUGUUCCAGCUAGUGCGCCAGCAUGCGCGCUGAAUCUAGAAGAUGCUGUUUGCAGGGAACGACCUUGCCGGAAGCGCAAGCUUUCUCCUGAGGAGCUUAGGUUGGCAGAGCGUGACAUCAAAAAAAAUGUUCAAACAGUUGUUUUCUCGACAUGCAGAUGCUCCAGAAAAGGUCGGAAGGCUACUAAGACCAACUGCUUUCAACCGUUCCGCGAAUCAGACAAGUUGGAGCAAAUUUGCAAGCUACGGUCAACAUUGCGCAGCAUGCACAAAGCAGAUGCAGACCAAACAGUGUACAACCUCUUGGCAAGUCGCCACGCGCUGAGCGAAGCGAGUGGUGCCGAACCUUGUCAGCCUGUGAGAAGACAGCGCAAGCUUCAAUUUCUGGGGCAUGGUGUGUGCGUUUCUGGUCUCAGCAGAAUCCUUGGCAUCGGUACUCACAGAGCCUCCAAGAUGAGACAGUCAAUCAAUGCUAAGCAAGAAUGCCCUGGAGACGGGCGGUUUGCUAAAGCCAAGUGUUAUGGUGAUGGGAGGCAAACCCACAAGCGAGAGGUCAUUCAUGACUUUUUGACCUACUUGUACACACAGGUCUCCGAGGCUAUGCCUGAGGUGGCGUCAGAUCGCCUUGGCGGCAGAAGGGAAGAGCUGAAGCUUCUUCGUUUCUCGAAACUGAGGGGUAAGCGGCCCCGGGUUGCUACCAAGCGUGACAGGCCACUGGUUGGGGAGCAAUCCAAGGCUGUCAGGCUGCUACCGCCUGGCAAUUACACAGACUACCUCAAGGUCCUGUGGUCGCGAGAGCCAGAUGUCAAGAUAAACUUGAGACUAUUCACGAAGGUUUGGGAGUCCAACUUUGGCUCAAUCCUGAAGAUACGCCCGGCUUCGCAACACAAACAAUGCUCAGAGUGCACGAAACACAAGUUCAUUAUGAAAAAGGUGGCACACAAUCGGAAUGCUGUAAAGGCACAAGCAGCUUUGUGGAACGUUCACUUGGCUCGUCAGUAUUCAGACCGCGUCGGCUAUUGGACUAUGCGAGCAUCGAGCCGAUUGGGAGUCGAUGUGGCAGGCCAAAAGACCAUAACCUUGAUAAUAGACUCAAUGGACCGUUCCAAAUGGUGCAUUCCAAGGUCUGCAGUCCUGCAGGCAAAGGAUCUGGCAGGCCUGCAGAGGCCGAAUCUGGAUGUGACCACAAUCAUAGUCCACGGCCAUUUGGUCGGAGUUUACUUCGCUGAGCAAAGCAUUGUGAAGGGAUCGUCUUGGACGGUAGAACUUUUGGCCCACGUUUGCCACCUGUUGACUUUGAAAGGCCUGGAUCUCAGGCAGUACGAAUGCAGCGUACACGGUGACAACUGCAGCAAAGAAGUGAAGUCGAACUCGAUGGCGCGAUACCUGGGACUCAUGGUGGCCCGUGGGCGCCUUCGAAAGGCUCACGUUCAAACAUUACAGACAGGCCAUUCACAUGAAGAUAUCGAUCAAUUCUUCAGCUUGAUGGGAGCGUACCUCCAAACUCAGCGUGAGUUGCAUUGCCCCAGUGAGUUUGAGGAUUCCAUUGCCAGGUUUCUUUCAAACCGCUCUGUACGGCCAUUAGAGCCGCUGCGUGUUGUCGAGAGGGUCAGUCAGAACCGUGAUUGGAAACCAGGCGCCCGUGAUGAAGAUUUUUCUAUGGAGAGUGCAAGCAACUGUUUACCUGAUAGCCCGUGUGCAAACAUUCUCCCUUAA
Molecule: messenger RNA, 1764 nt
Organism: Durusdinium trenchii
Lineage: Eukaryota; Dinophyceae; Suessiales; Symbiodiniaceae
Source: the annotation of a GenBank genome assembly